UCAUUAUCAACUCAUAUAGUAAAUAUUUUUUUUAUACAUGUGGGCUUGGACAGAUUGAGAUAAGCAGAUAUCUUAACAUAAUGGGCUUAAAAAGCCACUAAACAUUUGGGCUCUCUUAACUUUACAGUCCAGCUGCUCAUCAACCCAAAAAGCGACCCAUACGGCUACGGACACUUCCGCCGCCCCAAAUGACACGGCGGAGCAGCUCUCUCUGGUUUUCCGCAGACGGCGAACUUCCGUCCACUAGCAAAAUAGUAAAAAAGAAAUCUCAUCUCCUGAAAACUAAAUAGUAAUACCUUUUAUCUUCUUCUUCUUCACAGUCUCGCCAUUUUCAUACCAUUCCUUCGCGCUUCCAAUGGCGGCUUUUACUCUCUCGUCUUCGCUCACUCCCAAAACCCUAACCCCUUCCCUGUCUCACCCCAAACCGUCAUUGCCGCCUUCCUCCUCCCUUUCCGUACCUCAAUCAUGGAGCUGCCGGAAUUGGAGCUCCGUCCGCUCGCAGCCGCGGCAUUCAUUUGCUCGCGCCGCCCUGGACUCCGAUUAUUCGUCGCGGAGGAGCAGCGGCGGCAGCGAGCAGAGGGAGACGAUAAUGUUGCCCGGUUGUGACUACAACCACUGGCUGAUUGUGAUGGAGUUCCCCAAAGAUCCGGCGCCGAGUAGAGACUAGAGAGCAGAUGAUCGAUACUUAUCUCAAUACUCUCGCUACCGUCCUUGGCAGCAUGGAAGAGGCAAAGAAGAAUAUGUAUGCUUUCAGUACGACGACCUACACCGGGUUUCAGUGCACGGUGGAUGAAGCUACCUCCGAGAAAUUCAAGGGCUUGCCAGGAGUGCUGUGGGUGCUGCCUGACUCCUAUAUAGAUGUUAAGAACAAAGACUAUGGAGGGGACAAGUAUGUGAAUGGGGAGAUCAUACCGUGCACUUACCCUACUUAUCAACCGAAGCAGCGAAAGAGUUCCAAAUACGAGAGUAAAAGGUACGAGAGACGAAGAGACGGUCCGCCUGCUAAUCAAAAAAGACCAUCACAACCACAGGCUGCAAGCUCGCCUGAGUCAUCCCCCUCUGCAUAAUUCUAGCAUAGACUGUACGUACCUUAUUACCCUUGUGCUGUUCAUCAUUGUUAGUUACUGCACUUGGGCUGUUCAUCAUUUUUCAUGCCAAAUUUUCUAUUGGUUUGUCAAUUUCCUCUGCUUCCUUGCGUAGAUGGUUAGUAGCUUGAAUCGAAAGAGUGGAGUUAAUAUAUAUCGACAUGGCUCUUUGUUGCAGGUCAUCCUUGAGCUUUUCAAUGGUGUUCUCUUCUGUGAUUGAUGUUCCUUGUCGUGGAGCAAAUUGUGAUUUUGGGUUCAUUCCUCCAGAGCAGAUCUCGUGGAGCAAAUUGUGAUUUUGAGCUGGGACUUCCCUCCAGAGCAGAUCUUGUAUGCAUUGUAGGAUCAGAUAGGUAAGUUCUGAGUCUAUUGUUUGAUCUGUUUCCAUGUCCAGAGAUUUACGGCCGGUGGCCAAAGAAGUUGAGCAAAUCAAAUCUUCAUUUGGAUCGCCUUCGGACAUACUGAAUAUAAUUCAAUUUGCUUCUCAAGUUCAAGACCCUUCUAUGGUCUUUAUUUUCCCAUUUCUGUUGAUAAUGAUAUUAGCUCUAUGUUGAUUCGAUUCAAUCUGAUUUCGGACCAGAUUGGACCAGGUUCAACAUUGAUCGUCUUUGCUUUGCAUAACAUGGUUUCUCUCUCAACCAUGUUGCCUCCCGGUUACACUCUAGAGCCAAG
This is a messenger RNA of Linum trigynum, 1754 nucleotides long. Lineage: Eukaryota; Viridiplantae; Streptophyta; Magnoliopsida; Malpighiales; Linaceae. The record is from the annotation of a GenBank genome assembly.